CGUCCCCGCGGCCCCCGGGCGCUCGGAGCGGGGGCGGGCGGACCCCUCCCCUCCCCUCCCCGUCCUCCCCGCCCCUGCCCCGCAUUGGCUGCGGGCGCUGACGGGCAGCCGGGGCGGCCCCUGCCCGCGGCCGCCCAGGGGCACUGCCCGCACUGGGGGUCCGGCCGCGCCGGGGAGCGGGGCUGAGUCGAGCCGGUGCCGCUAUGGGCGUGGAGAUCGAGACCAUCUCUCCGGGAGACGGACGGACAUUUCCAAAGAAGGGUCAGACGUGUGUGGUGCACUACACAGGAAUGCUACAGAAUGGAAAGAAGUUUGAUUCCUCCAGAGACAGAAACAAGCCUUUCAGGUUCAAGAUUGGCAGGCAAGAAGUCAUUAAAGGAUUUGAAGAAGGUGUUACACAGAUGAGCUUAGGACAAAGAGCAAAGUUGACCUGCACACCUGAGAUGGCCUAUGGAGCCACAGGCCACCCUGGGGUCAUACCUCCCAAUGCCACACUCCUCUUUGAUGUGGAGCUUCUCAGGUUAGAGUGAACCUUCCCGAGGGAGUUGGCUGGAGACAUCUGUUAAUAACCAUCCGUUCCUUCCCGCCUUGCCAGCAGCAAGGAGGAAUCUUCACUGGAAUCACAACCUUCCCUGCUCAAGCUGUCCUGUCAGUAGCGCCUGACGCUUGGUUUCCUAGGCCUUCCUUCUCUUUUAUAACUUUGUGGUGUCCGUAUCUGCCUUUUAUUAGAAGCUUUGCUCUGAGGAAAAAUGUCUCCCGGUGUAACAUUUCCGAGUUGUACAUUUUAUUGAAUUUGCAUGUACGAAGAAUUCACAGUGAUGACUGAAAAUAUAUAUAAAUAUAAAUAUAUAUAUAUAUAUAUAUUCCUUAUUGAAAAAACCACUGCCUUACUGUACACUUAAAUCAAGAAAAAAUAACCACAAAAGGUGCUCAAAAGAAAAAAAUCCAAUGUACGCCUUGUACAUGAACGGGCAUUAGCCAAACAGAGUUACCUGCGCUGCCACUUUUCUCAACUUGUAUGUUCUGCUUGCUGCUGUUUUAAAAAAAUACUGUCUCAUUUAAGAAUUACAAGUAUAUAAAUAAAACAAUAAAAUCUUGAUACUUUA
Messenger RNA from Vidua chalybeata, 1106 nucleotides. It is a transcript of the gene FKBP1B, whose product is annotated as FKBP prolyl isomerase 1B. The transcript is spliced from 4 exons. Gene Ontology annotation, cellular component: sarcoplasmic reticulum membrane. Lineage: Eukaryota; Metazoa; Chordata; Aves; Passeriformes; Viduidae. The record is from RefSeq and is a predicted model, not a curated record. Gene Ontology annotation, molecular function: peptidyl-prolyl cis-trans isomerase activity. Gene Ontology annotation, biological process: regulation of cardiac muscle contraction by regulation of the release of sequestered calcium ion. The coding region runs from base 204 to 530 and encodes 108 amino acids.